This is a messenger RNA of Guyanagaster necrorhizus, 339 nucleotides long. RefSeq lists its product as uncharacterized. Lineage: Eukaryota; Fungi; Basidiomycota; Agaricomycetes; Agaricales; Physalacriaceae. Bases 1 to 339 code for a protein of 112 amino acids. The record is from RefSeq and is a predicted model, not a curated record. The transcript has a single exon.
AUGAUAAAACCUCUACGAAGAGCAACGGGGGACCCUUCGGAACGUGUCAAGGACUGUGUAUCGGACAUCCUCGGCACCAAGGAAGGAAUCACAGCAAGUUCAUGGAAAACACGGGAGCGUUCACCCGGACGGGACAACUACGAAACGAGGGGCUCGCCCCAGAGCCAGAAGAAGAGGGAGAGUGGUGGGAAGAAGACGAGGGCGACACAGAAGACGAGCAUGGAUAGCCGCUGUGCACCCACCACACUAUGGAACACGACCAACCCAGCUGGCACCCAAGACACGCUCGCAAAGUACCUCAUGGCUUCGGCCAACCACAGAAUCAAACUAAUCAAUUAG